Messenger RNA from Triticum aestivum (bread wheat), 4852 nucleotides. RefSeq names its product protein SUPPRESSOR OF PHYA-105 1. Gene Ontology annotation, molecular function: protein binding. The record is from RefSeq and is a predicted model, not a curated record. NCBI's taxonomy places the organism in Eukaryota, Viridiplantae, Streptophyta, Magnoliopsida, Poales, Poaceae. Gene Ontology annotation, biological process: photomorphogenesis.
GGCACGCACGCGAUUUUUCUCUCUUUCCUUCCGUUUGUUUAGCCCCUCACCGCUUCUUCUUCCUCGUCCCCUCCCCCCUCUUGCGCCCAACUAGUACCACCCUCGUCUCCACCCGUCCCCUCUCCCGCACGCUCGCGGCCCGGCACGGAAAUUAGGGAACCUGCGCGCCUUUCCCUUUCGGGAAAACUCCUCCCCAUCCUUCCCGCGGCGGCGGCCUUCCGUUCUCCCCUCUCCCCGCGGUGACCCGCGCGGGGCCGUGGUCCCACCUCUCGGGCGGGAUUUGUCGGGCCGAGGCGGCCGCUGCGAGCCCGCGACUGUGCGGUGCCGGCCGCUGAAUCGGGCGGGCUGACUAGGAGGAGGAGGAGGGGGAGGGGGAUGCUGCGGUGGGCCGUGAUCUUAUCCCAAGCGCGUGGCUAGGUUUCGGGCGGGGAUGGAAGGUGCGAGGGCGGCGGAGUUGGCCGCCGGCGGCGGGGAUGUGCAGGUUAAGGGCGGCAAGGAGGGCGGCCAGGCCGCGCAGCAGCAGCUGCCGGUGGGCAGCGAGCCGGUCGAGAUGCCCGCCACGCCGCUGCCGCACGCCCGCGAAAUCGAGUGGUCCGAGCAUUUCUCCUUCUUCAACUCCAUGGGCACCGGCACGGACGGCGUGAUGGGGCCGGCCAGCGUCGGCAUGUCGCGCUCCGAGUCGUCCAGGCCCGGCAGCGUCACCCAGCAGCAGCAGCAGCGCUGCCUGGCGGGCAGCAACGCCGACGAGAGGGUGGAGGAGCUCACCGUGAGGAACUGCAUCAGCUCCGAGGCUCACCAGCCUGCUGCCUCUGCCGGCGGGAGCACUGGCGGCACUGGGGACAGGCCUGCCGUUAUGCGGGGCCUCUGGGGUAACUUCACAAGGAUGGCGUGGAGGACCGCCGAUGCCGCUAGCAGGGAAGCCUUGGCCGUCAGCCUUGGCAACGCCAUGGGGUCUCACAACGUUGAUGCUUCUGGCAAGGGAAUGCCGUUUGGCCGCGGCGAAAAUGGUAGUACCGAGUUCAAUAUGUCAUUUGGUAAUCAGCAGCAGCAGCAUAUCUUGUCUUCACGGCCGAAACAGAGUGAGCAGCAGCAUGUCUUGUCUUCACGGCAGAAUCAGAGCGAGCAGCAUGUCCUGUCUUCACGUCCGAACCAAAGCAGCCAGCAUGUCCUGUCUUCACUGCCAAAUCAGAGCGAGCAGCAUGUCCUGUCUUCACGUCCGAAUCAGAGCGAGCAGCAUCUCCCGUCUUCACGGCUUAAUCAGAGCGGGCAGCAUGUCCUGUAUUCACGGCCAAAUCAGAGCGAGCACGGACGAAUCAAAGCGAGCAGCAUAUCCUGUCUUCACGGCCGAAUCAAAGUGAGCAGCAUGUCCUGUCUUCACGGCCGAAUCAAAGCGAGCAGCAUAUCCUGUCUUCACGGCCGAAUCAAAAUGAGCAGCGGUCUGAAAGGGAUAAUGGUCUGAAAGUGAGUAGCUUCUCAAAUAGAAUUAUUGACCAGAUGAGGAGUAAGACUUUGACACCUUCAUCUGGGCUUCAGGGUUCCCCCUUUAAGCCUGUAUUGAAGGGUAAAAGGGUUACCUACCAAGGUUCACACGAGCAGAUCCAAGUUCAAGCUAAUGCAAGACCCAGAGCCCCUAUGGAUAAGAUCCCUAAGAUUCCUAGCUCAACACACGAUUCUGUGGCCAGAUUGGAUGGUACACCUUUCAGCAGUGGUGGAAAUGUUUCCGAAUCUCAGUAUGAGGGAACAAGCCUGAGGGAACUAAUUAAGCCCGCACGCCAAGCAAUGAGCAAGUUUGAGAAAAUGCAGUUGUUUAAGCAGAUCCUUGAUCAUGUAGACAAAUCCCAUGCUCAGGGUGUAACCUUACAGCAUUUGCGCCCGUCGUAUUUUAUACUUUCAUCCCCAAACCAAGUAAGAUAUACCGGUUCUUACACUAAACAAGAUUUAUCAACCCCAGCCAAACCGGAUAUGGCCGCAGAUGAUGUUUUUAACAGAAAACGAUGCUUCGAUCAGAAAACUUUGCACCAAGAGUGUAAUGGCAAUGGACAUUCAAUCCUGAAGUAUCAGAAGGUUGGUGAACAAGGUUCUGCUGCCGUCAGGAGACCGAUACAUCCCUUCCGGACUGACCACAAAGGGGCCAACCAAAGUGAAGGUGCUGAUCUAGGUGCUUCAGGACAGGGAAAUUCUAGUUGCACCGUCGGAGGUCGUUCUAAGUUUGGCGAACCUUACUAUGGUGGUAAUGCAUCUUAUGGCCAACGUUUUCCUAAUUAUGGCAACCAAGAAUCAGUACUUGAAUUGAGGAUGCUAGAAGAUAGCUGGUACAGAAGCCCGGAAGAGCUCAAUCAAGUGAAAGGCACAUCCCCAUCCAACAUCUACAGCCUUGGGGUUCUUUUAUUUGAGCUCUUUUGCUGUUGUGAAACAUGGGAGCUGCAUUGUGCUGCAAUGUCAGAUCUUCGCCACCGGAUCCUGCCUCCAAUUUUUCUUUCAGAAAGUCCCAAGGAGGCUGGCUUCUGCCUUUGGCUAUUGCAUCCGGAUCCUUUUUCUCGACCAAAAGCAAGAGACAUUCUAGGAUGUGACUUGAUAAAUGAGGGUCGGGAUUUAUCGGUGUUAGAUAAGGCACCAGCUGCUAUCAAUGAGGAGGACACAGAGUCUGGUUUGUUACUGAAUUUUCUGUCUCAACUGAAAGAAGAAAAGGAGAUGCAUGCUGCCAAGUUAUCAGCAGAUCUUGCAAGCUUGCAGACUGAUAUUGUAGAGGCUGAGAGAAGACACUCGUUUAGGAUGGGGUUCAGUUUAGAGGACAUGGAUGUACCAGCAAGUUCUAAUGAUGUGCCAGGUACUUCAUCAAAUGCCCUGAGAGGGGCAUUGUUGUCAGGAGGCAGGUCAGGCAUAUACGAGGAGAGGGUGAUGAAGAAUUUGCAGCAGCUUGAAAAUGCAUAUUACUCCACGAGGUCCACCAUUGACACAUCUGAGACUAAUGUAAUUAAGCGUUCCGAUAAUGAUGCUUUGAGGGUCCGUGAAAACUUUAACCACAGUGAUGCCGAUGCUAUGAAUGGGCCAACAGACCGCCUUGGAUGCUUUUUUGAUGGUCUAUGCAAAUAUGCCCGGCAUAGUAGGUUUGAAGUACGAGGGAUUUUGAAGAAUGCUGAUAUACUUAACUCUCCAAAUGUGAUCUGUUCUUUAAGUUUUGACCGUGAUGAAGAAUAUUUUGCUGCUGCUGGGGUUUCAAAGAAAAUUAAAAUAUUCGAAUUCGAUGCUCUUUUAAAUGAUCGUGUUGAUAUUCAUUAUCCUAUAGUAGAGAUGCCUAGCAAGUCCAAGCUUAGUUGUGUCUGUUGGAACAACUAUAUAAAGAACUACCUGGCAUCAACAGACUAUGAUGGCACUGUUCAGCUAUGGGAUGCAAGCACUGGCCAAGGAUUCACACAGUUUACAGAGCAUCGGAAAAGAGCUUGGUCUGUGAGUUUCUCAGAGGUGGAUCCAACUAAAUUGGCAAGUGGGAGUGACGAUUGUUGUGUGAAAGUUUGGAAUAUUAACCAGAAAAAUAGCGUGGACACAAUAAGAAAUGUGGCCAAUGUAUGCUGUGUACAGUUCUCGCCAUACUCCUCUCGUAUGUUAGCCUUUGGCUCAGCUGAUUACAAGACAUACUGUUAUGAUCUGAGGCAUACAAGGAUCCCCUGGUGUACCAUUUCUGGACACGGGAAAGCUGUCAGCUAUGUAAGAUUCUUGGAUGCAGAAACGCUUAUAUCUGCCUCAACUGACAAUACCUUGAAGAUAUGGGAUCUCAACCGGACUAAUCCUAAUGGAUUAUCUACUAAUGCUUGCAGUCUGACUUUGAGUGGUCAUACCAACGAGAAGAAUUUUGUAGGCUUAUCCGUUCACGAUGGAUACAUAACGUGCGGUUCUGAAAACAAUGAAGUAUAUUCUUACUAUAAAAGCUUUCCCAUGCCAAUAACUUCUCACAAGUUUGGUUCAAUCGAUCCAAUAACCGGACAAGAGACCAAUGAUGAUAAUCAGCAGUUUGUGUCGAGCGUUUGCUGGAGAGGAAGGUCGAAUAUGGUGGUGGCUGCCAACUCUAGUGGAAGCAUCAAAGUCCUUGAGCUUGUUUGAAUGAUCCGUUGAGCAAGUUACAGGAUGAGAGUAUCUGAAUGGCCGUGAUUGCCAUGUUUCUUUGCUGACCAUAUGUUUCCUCGAGCGUUCUUCCUUGCCAACAAACAACUAUUAUGCAUCAACACAUGUCGAGGCCGGGCAACAAAGCGGUGGAAACACACUUGCGCACUUCAAGCAACACACAACCCUGGCCGUUGAUGUUCGCUUGAAACUCCCAAUGAAGUGUGCAACUGGAGGGAGUGAAAGGCCUCGGCUACUCUGAAAGGUAAACUUUGUAAGGCGCUUUGACAUAGUACUAGUCCGCAUUUCAGCGAGGGCCUAGGGCUAGGUUUCUGUACAGAUUUAUGUAUGGGCUUCGAGGGCCGCGUAUUUACUUUUGAGCUAGAGCCUUACAUGCUAUGUUGGCCCGAUCCGAUCCGCAUCUCACGGGAAUCGACGCAGUUUUGAUGUGCAACGACUAACAGUCUAGUAUGACGGUCAAAGCAAAGCUGCGGAAGGUGACAUUGUUGUCUGAAGGAGUUGAUCACGCAUCCUGAUCUGUGCGAGUGAUGCAACGAGGGUUUGUCUAUGCCUACUAUUUUUUGUAGUCCCCUUAUUUGAAUGAAUAGAGUAAUAUAUAUGAAUAUAUAUGAUUACUGUAUAUAACAAUAUACCUUCCCGAGUUCAGAAAUUGCCACGUCGAAGGGAAGAAAAACGAAUGAACGAUUUGGGCAGGGAAUGCAAGUCUAUGUAUGGGUGUUGGUUGUUGUUGAUA